CGUACGCAUUACUCUAGGCACUACAUCGCUGGCGCCCGAAUUAAGCUCUGCUUUCCUUGCUCUUGCGCUGCUGAUCGUCGAGGCCGCCGCCCCUGGUGGCUGGCCUCCCUGCCCGCCGCUGAAAGAGGGCGUUAUGAGCAGCGGGCCAGCGGCGGCGGCGGUCUGGACGGCUCGGUCAUGUGGAGGUGUGGUCGCCUGGACCCCCCCGUUUCACGAUGAGCAGGCGGCUGAGACUGCGUGUCUCGCUCGCAAACCCUAGAGGAGCUCACCACGCGGUUUUUUUGUGGGCGCCCGCAAUCUGCCAAGACCGGCCUGCUUUGGGCUCGUCGCUGGUGGGUGUCUCACCGUUGUUUUCGGCCGCUAGUGCCUGGCUCUACUCUACUCUAGACCAGGCCUAUCUCCUGCUGCUCGAAGUCGUCGCUGGGCGGUCAGUUGGGCGGUCGUUGGUGCGGGGAAGGGCUGGAUCGUUUGUGCUGCUUGCUGUGGUUCGCGUCUGUUUGGGGUGCUUGUACGACUGUGGUUCGUUUGCUCCUGGCUCGUCUUGAUGUAACCGACUUCCUUCAGGGUCUAGACGGUGCAUGCGAGGUGGGUCGUGAUCGAACUCGAGGAAUCGUGCGAUUCUCUGUCGUCUAUCUCCCU
Messenger RNA from Aplosporella prunicola CBS 121167, 639 nucleotides. RefSeq lists its product as uncharacterized. The record is from RefSeq and is a predicted model, not a curated record. The coding region runs from base 216 to 545 and encodes 109 amino acids. The transcript has a single exon. Lineage: Eukaryota; Fungi; Ascomycota; Dothideomycetes; Botryosphaeriales; Aplosporellaceae.